Messenger RNA from Clunio marinus, 531 nucleotides. The record is from the annotation of a GenBank genome assembly. NCBI's taxonomy places the organism in Eukaryota, Metazoa, Arthropoda, Insecta, Diptera, Chironomidae.
AGUAUCAAUUUAAUAUUCGACAAACAAAAGUGUUAAAAAUGUAUUCAAAUUUGUUCAACAUUCGUCUAUCUGCACUUUUUGUUUUCGUUAAUUUUAUUGUAAUUUGUUACUCGCAAAUUGUUGUGCAAAACGAUGCAAAUAGUAAUUUUUAUUCGGUAGCAAUGCCAAGUGCACAAAUCUCCUUUCAACGAUACUUUCCUGGAGCAGCCGUAGUUCCAAACAACGUCGUUCCAAAUAAUCGUUUAGUUCUUUCAAAACCGAUCUCUCAACCAGUUUAUCAACCACAACAAGAUCCUUACAACAUUCAGCAAAUAGAUACAUUUAGACAUCAAGUGCAUCCUCAAGUAGAAAGAGCGAAGUUGUCACAAUUUUCAUUUUCACCAGAAGUGUCAUCAGUCAGAUUUUCCAGCAAUGGCCUUAAUUAUAAUUUCUAAUGUAAAAUAUUUUUGUACAUAUUAAAAAGAAACAAAUUUAAAGAUUUCAAAUCAAGGAUAAGAAUUUCUUUUAUUUUUUAUAUUUUUUUUUUUGGUU